GGCCUUUUGCUGUUGUUUUCAGUUUCAAAUUUGUCACAAUGAAAUUAAAAAGCAAAACCGAAAAGUGUGCCGUGGAAAAGAAGAGGAAAAGGAAGCCGGAAAAAAUUGGUGAUGUUGAGAUAGAUAGUACAUUGAAUGCCGAAGUGGAUAAUGGAAUGCAAGUUGGAAAGGAGAAAAAGGAGAAAUCUUCUAUCAAUAGAAAGAGGAAGAAUAAAGAUAAAAAUCGUCGCAAGGGUGAAGUUGAUUUAGAAGAGUAUAGUGAUGGGAUUGUUCAUGACCAUCCUUCUGAAGCUCAAGAAAUCAAAGAUACUGAGGAGCAUGGAGAUACUGAUACUGAUACUGGAGCAGCCAUCAAAUCCCGUAAAAAGAAAUCUAAAAAGAAGAGGAAAAAGGAAGCUAGUUUUGUAAAUGAGGUGGAAAAUUCUCCAAAAAAAGAGGGGACCCUGAUCAGGAUCAAAUUUAUGUUAUUUCUUCUGGAGAUGAAGACUUCUCAAAAGGAAUGAGAAGUAUGAAUUUGCAAAUGGAUUGGGAUUAGUUUGCAUUUUUUUAGAAAAAUUGUGCCCAUUGAUCUUAUAUUUGCAUGAUUCAUGCAUGGAUAAUGGACUUAUAGCUUAAGCAUUUGUGGUCGUAACAUGAUUAAUAUUUAUCUAUCCGACUAUUUACUGGUCCUGAAGCAAGUUGGAUUCAAAUUCAUCAUUUUUAUUUUUCUGCAUUGAUGUCUGCUAUGCCUACUAUUUCUGACAUGGUUACUUAAAACUGCAGAGUGGAUCAGGGAAUACCAUCAAAGUAGACAAGGGCUGAAUAUAUUGCAGGAGCAAAUUGACGAAUUCAUAACUGUUCAUGAGGAAAACCUGGAGCAGGUAAAAUGUUUAAUAACCCUCUUGCAUUUAUUUCCCUAUAGUAGUUUCAAGGCUUUGAAAAAUAACAAUUGGAGCCAGCGGUAGACUUUAACAAGUUCCAAUUGUUAAUCCCUUCUGUUAAAAACUACA
Arachis ipaensis is the source of this 989-nucleotide messenger RNA. Lineage: Eukaryota; Viridiplantae; Streptophyta; Magnoliopsida; Fabales; Fabaceae. The record is from RefSeq and is a predicted model, not a curated record.